GUGUUUUGCCGCCAGUUGCGUUCGGUUGUCCAACUGUGUGCGCGUUCCGAGUGCGCCGGUUACGUAUCGCCUUGAUAUGAGUACGGUUUCUCAGUGUUUUUGGUGCUUGUGCAAUACGUAAGCGAAUGCACGUCACCAUGUCCCGUGAGGACCUUCACAACCGACUUGGUGACGAAAUACCGUCGUCUGAAAACGUUUCAGACGAUGACGAAGUGGAAUAUAGGAAGGAUAGGCGAAGUGUCAAAGACAUGAUUCUCAAGUUCGAAAAGAGUGCUAUUUACUUAAGUGGUUCUAGUGAAUCUUUGGAAAGGUCCAAGGACCCAGCGCUAGGCAGUUUGACGAGUGUAGUGAAUCCUAUCCAAGCACAUUUUCAGCAUUUGUGUCCGUCCUCUACGGCGCAAGACAGAACUUCCAAUGUGUCAGUGAAUUCAAUUCUAUCGAACGUUUCAGCAGUCAGUUACGAGUCCAAUUCUUCUGGAUUCGUAUCCGACAGGAACAGGUCCUCCCUGAAGCCUCACAGACCUGCCCCACCUCCUCCGGCAGAGGAAGCGGAGGACAAGCAUCAUACUUGUAAGACCCCCUCGUCUUCGCCGGUCGUGUUGCGACGGUCCCGCCAACCGCCGGUGAUGAGAAGAAAGUCCUCGAUAGGUAAUCAAGGGCACCUAUCUUCUGCCGAAACGCACUGGUCGUACGGCGUCAAACAGGCCGAUCUAGAGAAGCUCCUGAGGCUAAAACUAUCGGAGCCGUCGGACACAGACGAGGAGAAAAACAAUUCCGCCAAAGAUUCAUCGUCCACUGAGAGCAGUGACGAUUCCACCGAUAGCGACAAGAUGGAAUCCGGUGAGGAGUACGUCGUUAACAAAGACGACUGUAGAACAGCCGACACCGCGUCGACGGACCAGUCUACAGUCGACACUUUGAUUAACGAUUACGAGAGCGACGACGGAGAUAACUUCUCCGGUUCAGGAGGUCCCAGUAAUUUCGAUAACGUUAGCAUUAAGUCGAUAUCGUCCUUAGACAUGGUCCCGUACCAGAAGUACGACAGCAUCACGGUUUCGUCGGACGAGUUCGGCUCCGAGGUCUGUCACGCACCCGACACGGAGUUCCUGACUGUCAGUGCGGUUAACGAGUGGUGUGUGACCAAAUCUGUGGAGCCGGUGUUGAUACAGGUGGAGACGAAGAAAGAAAAGUAUCGAAGACGGCUGACCGAGCGCGUGAACGAGCUGCUGCACACGGAAAACGUGUACGUGGAGAGGCUGCGCCACGUGGUGGAGGACUACAUUCCCGAGAUGUCCAGGGCCGACCUGCCGCCCUCCCUCGUCGGCCUCAAGCCCGACAUCUUCGCCAACAUCGAGCGCAUCUACCGCUUUCACGCCGAGGACUUCCUGCCCGCGCUGCGCGACUGCGAACACGAUCUCAGAAAAUUAGGACAAUGUUUUAGACGAUUUGAGCAGAGGUUCAACAUGUACGUAAUGUAUUCUAGAAAUAAUAAGAGAGCGACGAGACUGGUAUAUGAACAUAAACAUUUUUUCCAAGAACGACAAUUAGAGUUAGGCGACCGAUUAGAUCUAUCUAGUUAUUUAUUGGAACCAGUACAAAGGCUGCCGAGGUACAAGCUGUUUUUGGACGACCUAGUCAAGACGUACACUAACUAUGAGAACGAGAGGAUGGAGUCCGAUUCUCGGAUAUCGAAGUUGAGCGUGGACUCCGACGAGACGGGCGGGAGCAACGGCGAGUCGUCGGACUGCGACGAGACGCCGUUGGAGAGCUUGAAACUGGCGAAAACCAUGAUUGAGUGCGUCCUAACAGCCGUGGACGGCAUAAUGGCGUUGGAAAACAUCACCGACUGUCCGCCGUACCUGAACCUCCUUAACCAAGGCCGCCUGCUCCGGCAGCACGAGUUCUACGCCAUGGACAACGCUCGGAGACGGCGCCAGCUCAUGAGGGUCUUCCUCUUCGACAAACUGCUCCUCAUCACCGUGGUCUACCGGAAGCAACUGACGGUGGAGUUCUUUAUGUACAAGGACCAUAUCCCGGUGGACGACCUGGGCAUCACGGCCAAGGAGCACGACCAGUACAAGUUUGGCAUAUGGUACAAGAAGAGAAACCUCAAGUCCUACAAGCUGGAGACCAGAGACCCCGUCGUCAGGAACCAGUGGGUUGAGGAGAUCACGUCACUGCUGUGGGAGCAGGCUAUGAAGAAGAAAGAACUUCUGCUGCAAGAACGCAAGAAGAGAGUAUCCAUGGUAUCAAUGGACAGCCAGGAGUCAUCGGAAAACGACAGAAAUGACGACAAAUAUAAUUCUCUGCGAGGUGUGCCGGGCGAGGUGCGUCGGUAUGGCGACAAGAAAGUUCGUCGCACCACGUGGUACUGCGAGUGAACUGCCUACCGAGUACUGUCCCAAUGCUGACCGAGACUGAUUGUUACAUCAGCACUAAUUUUCACGAGCUGCUGACAAGUGCGAUCGAGAAUCGCGCCGAAUAGGCAUAUAAGUACAUGACCUUCGUGGAUGCACUAUCAACUGUACUGUCGGGGAACGGAUAGUGAAGAUUAUGAAGUAUUCCAAGGGUACGAUUUUCAUACCUUGAAUUUGCAUCGAUAUAUAAUAGGGAUGAUGACAAGGUCAAAGAUUAGCGAAUUUUGUCAAUAAAA
This is a messenger RNA of Aricia agestis (brown argus), 2653 nucleotides long. RefSeq names its product FYVE, RhoGEF and PH domain-containing protein 4-like. Gene Ontology annotation, molecular function: guanyl-nucleotide exchange factor activity. Gene Ontology annotation, cellular component: cytoplasm. The coding region runs from base 126 to 2381 and encodes 751 amino acids. Gene Ontology annotation, biological process: axon guidance. Lineage: Eukaryota; Metazoa; Arthropoda; Insecta; Lepidoptera; Lycaenidae. The record is from RefSeq and is a predicted model, not a curated record. The transcript is spliced from 8 exons.